AUGGCUCCUCCAUGGCUACCGCAGAACAUACAAAAAAAGGUAUUCCAAUAUAUUUUAAGCCGUCUUCAAAUAUUUUCCAAUAUAAACCACGAUAAUAUUGAUGUUUCUUUUGAAGUAACUCAGACGCCGUUGUCUUUGUCACUAAAAGAUGUUGAACUCGACACUGAGAAGCUAUCAGUUUUAUCAGGAUUGUAUGUGCGCCAUGGAAAAAUUAGUAGCCUUGAUCUUAAGCUUGCAGUUUUAGGAGGAAUUCGAAUUGAUGGAUCUGGAAUCAAAUUAAUAGCAUCGCUAUCAGAAAAAAUAUUAAAUGAUAAAGAAGAAAUAACAUCUCUUCUAGCACGAACUACAGCUGAUUUAGCUAGCAGCAUUUUAAUAUCUAAUGACGAUGGAAAAAAUCUUACAGAUUCGAUAACUUCCUCUCACAUUGGCGAUUCUGGAUCUUUUUUUUCAGAAUCAACAUUUUCCGAGAAUAGUUUUAGUACUGGAUACGGAUUAGGAGAUUUUUCAGGAUUUUAUACUAAAGUUGCUGAUGCCGCUAUCUCUCAACUGAAUGUCGUUUUAAGAGAUAUUAAUGUCAGACUUAUAUUAGAAGAUGUGACACUUGAUAUUGUUAUAAACACUUUCAAAUUAAGCACAAAUGAAGAUGGAUUACGUCAAGUUUCUAUUUCAGAUUUUGAGUGGAUUCUUAUAUCAUCAAAUGAACAAACAUCCUUUCAAAGAGUUGAAAAUUUAAAUAAGCGGAAGAGUAAAGAUAUUCUUAAAAGUGUUUAUUAUGAAACUAAUAAAAGCGAACAAAAUCUCUCUGAAAUGAAAGUUAGAAUGGGUCAAGACGGAGUUCCACAGAAAAUUCUUUUAUCUGGUAUUGCAUUAGAAUAUCACCCCAAGUUACUCGAUUUAUUUCAGAAGUCGGAAGUAAAUGCAGAUUCAGUAGUUCAUGAACAGGACGACUUAAUGUCAUCUAUAUCAACUGUUAUCAACAAAUCUAUUCAGAUACCUGUGAUUUUAAAUGACUGUAUAAUUGGAUUAUCGCCUUUGCAUUUACCCUCUCACGGUGUAUUUCUGAUUGAAAAAGGAAUAACCAACAUUUCUAUUAAACCUUUUGGAACCAUUUCAGUGAAUUCUAAAAUUCACUUAGGGUCAUUAUAUCUUAUCGAUGAUAUUAGAGCUCAAAGAAAAGUCCCGAAACAACAGGAUGACAAUGUUAAUUCUUCCAAAGGAUUUGAAGCUUAUUCAUCAUCUAUAAGAUUAAAAACCAAACUUGUUUCUCAAGGUUAUUCUCAGUUAUCUAUGGCAAAAAAUGUUUCUAUUGAUGUUGGAUUAAACUUAUCUGGUCCUUCUCGAGUUUCUCUUUCAGUAUUUGUUGAAAGUAUACACAUGAAAUCUUCUGCUGAUUCCACCCAUAAUUUAAUUCAAUUGUUUAAUGAUUUAAAGCCUGAACUGGAACUUCCUCCUUUUGAAGAGCGAUAUCAAAUCAAUCCACACAUCAACAAGGAUAUUUUUAACGAAAUUGAAAAAACCACCUUUUCUGUGGGCCAACAAGAUAUGAACAGUGGAAAUUUUGAUUUAAAUGCAGAUUUCAUCUGUGAUGAUGUCCCUGCUAACCUGGAGUUUGUUGAAAGUUAUUAUGCGGAACAUUCUUCUCGUUCUCAGUGGACAUCUUCUCCAUCUGGGUCUUUAACAACAAACUAUACAAAUACCGAUAUUCUUCUUGAACAAGAUUUAAGCGAACUGGCUUCUCAAAAUAGUACAAUUAACCCAUCAAAAGUUGUUGAGUUUAACAAUCGAGAAAAUCGAAAACUUGGUAGUUUUGAACAAAGAACUCAAUCUCAUGAUCCAACCCUUAACAUCACAGAAGAUCAUUUUGGAAAACCUGGUAUAUUAAGAGAACAUCUGAAAAGUGUUUCUUCUACGCAUUCUGCAGAUUUUCAACCUCAUAUUCAACCUAAGGAGCAUUUUGAGUCUAACAUAAAUAUUUUACCGCAAUCUGAUGAUGCUUCUAGAACUUAUGAUGAUGAAUUCAAAUUUAAUAACCCAAACAUAGCUAUUUCAUUUGAUGUCAAGUCUUUUGUUUGGGAUCUGCAUGAUGGAUUCGAUUGGGAAUACACAAGAGAUAUCAUUACUGUAGCAGUUUACCAGGUUGAAGAAGAAGUAAAGGAAGUAAAGGAAGAAAAAAAAAGACAGAGAUCAAUUGGCAUAGCUAAUAAAAAUAUGCAGAAUUUAGAUUUGAACGCAAAAGGCUCGUUUAAUCAGUUUACCAAUUCGGGAGAGCAGAACACAGAAAUCGACCAAGAUGAAGUUGUUGGCGGGUUCUUAUUUAAUUCCAUAUACAUUGGAAUGUCUACUCAUCAAGAUUCAUCUGAUCUUAGAAGGAGGAUUAACGAGGAAUUGAAUGACGAGGUUUACAGCGAUACAGCUAGCCAAAUGUCGUAUGAUAAAAAGAAUGUCAACUCUAAUGGUCACAAUUUUGACAGCAAAAAAGAAAUUCGUCGAAAAAAUACUAAAACUCCUCUUAUGCUGAAACGCUCCAAACAUCAUAAAGUUCAAAUAAUAUUAAAGGGUAUUUCUGGAACUAUAAAUAUUUUUUCUAGUAUCAAUGAUUCACUUUCGGAAAGCAAUUUAGAAUUAUCUGAGUACGAUGGCGAUAAAGCGAUGAUUCUAAAUCAAAUUAUCUUAAAAAUAAGGGACAUUGAAAUUUUAGACAAUGUGCAAACUUCUACUUGGAACAAGUUUUUGACUUAUAUGAGAAGUGCAGGGGAGCGUGAGGCAGAUGCUAAUAUGGUCAAAUUGCAGAUGGAAAAUGUUAAACCUAUCCCAAAUAUUCCAACUUCGGAAAUAAUAUUACAUGUUCAAGUCUUGCCUUUACGAUUGCACGUUGAUCAAGAUACUUUGGAUUUUAUUACUAGGUUUUUUGAAUUCAAAGAUGAUCGUUUUGAUAAUCUUAUUGACCCUUCUUUGGUGGAACUUCCUUUUAUUCAAAAAGUUGAUGUGCGAGAUAUACCUGUCAAACUUGAUUAUAAACCAAAAAAAGUUGAUUAUGCUGGUUUAAGAUCAGGUCAUACUACAGAAUUCAUGAACUUCUUUAUUCUUGAUGAGGCAGAAAUGGUACUUCGCCACACUACACUUUAUGGGAUUACCGGAUUUCCUCGAAUGGGUAAAGAAUUAAACAACAUUUGGAUGCCUGACAUAAAAAAAAACCAACUUGGAGAUGUUCUUUCAGGUUUAGCACCCGUAAGAUCGUUAGUUAAAAUUGGCAGUGGAAUUCGAGACUUAGUUAUCGUACCAGUUCGCGAAUAUAAGAAAGACGGACGAGUAGUCAGAAGUAUUCAGAAGAGUGCUUGGCAAUUUGCACGCAAUACUUCUAGUGAAAUUGUGAAAUUUGGUGCCAAAAUUGCAGUGGGUACUCAAACCAUGUUGGAAAAUGCUGAGAAGGCGAUGGGUGGAUCAGGAUCUGCUGGAAGACUUAAUCCCCAGUUUUCAGGUAUCAACUCGGCUGACAGUGUUGAAUAUAAUAUAGAAGAUUCUAAAGACCCUGAUUACAAUUUUCAGGCAGCUACUUCUAAUCAGUCGGUUCGUUUUGUUUCGACAUCACUGUCUAACCCGCCUGUUUUGAAAUCUGAGCAAAAUAUCGAUGCUCAUCGAAAGGCACCUGUGAUUAGUUUAUAUGCUGAUCAACCGCGAGAUGUAAAACAGGGGCUACAAUCUGCGUUCAAUAGUCUAGGGAGAAAUUUGUCAAUUGCUAAAAAUGCUGUUGUUGAAAUCAAAACAGAGGCAGUUCGUUCAGGGAGUGCACAAGGUGCUGCAAUUGCUGUUGUAAAAGCUGCGCCUAUUGCUAUAAUUCGACCCAUGAUCGGUGCAACUGAAGCUGUCAGUCGAACCUUAUUAGGUGUAACUAAUCAAAUGGAUCCAGAUCAGUUGCGUGAUAUUGAAGAAAAAUACAGAAGUCAAACAUUUUCUGAUUCUACAGAUAAAAUGUAA
Magnusiomyces paraingens is the source of this 3975-nucleotide messenger RNA. RefSeq lists its product as uncharacterized. Bases 1 to 3975 code for a protein of 1324 amino acids. Gene Ontology annotation, molecular function: phosphatidylinositol-3-phosphate binding. The transcript is spliced from 2 exons. Gene Ontology annotation, biological process: reticulophagy; piecemeal microautophagy of the nucleus; autophagy of mitochondrion. Gene Ontology annotation, cellular component: extrinsic component of membrane; phagophore assembly site. The record is from RefSeq and is a predicted model, not a curated record. NCBI's taxonomy places the organism in Eukaryota, Fungi, Ascomycota, Dipodascomycetes, Dipodascales, Dipodascaceae.